AUGUUGAAUAAAACAGCUUCAUGGAUAGUACGUGAAUACAAGCUUGUUCUUGUUGGAGGAGGAGGUGUAGGAAAGUCGGCUUUGACGAUCCAGUUUAUUCAAUCUCAAUUCGUUGACGAGUAUGAUCCCACUAUUGAAGACUCUUACAGAAAGCAAUGUGUUAUUGACGAAGAAACUGCACUUCUUGAUAUAUUGGAUACAGCCGGGCAAGAAGAAUAUAGUGCUAUGCGUGAACAAUACAUGAGAAACGGCGAGGGAUUUUUGCUAGUAUACUCGAUAACAUCAAGAAUGUCUUUUGAAGAAAUUGGUACUUUCUAUCAGCAAAUCAGCCGAGUGAAGGAUAAAAACCGUUUUCCUAUGGUAUUGGUUGCUAAUAAAUGUGAUCUCGAAUUAGAACGUCAGGUUUCAAGUCAAGAGGGGAAAGACUUGGCCCUUGAAUAUGGCUGUCAAUUUGUUGAAACAUCGGCCAAAAUGCGUAUUAAUGUAGAUGAGGCAUUUUAUGAAGUCGUACGUGAUAUUAGACGCUACAAUAAAGAACAAAACCAUCAAGAAUCAGCAGCAGUGGCAGCAGCAGGAGCAGGAAAUCAUGCUAAUGACUCAAGCCGUCAUUCUUCAACCAAAUGUUGCUCACUCAUGUAA
This is a messenger RNA of Gilbertella persicaria, 639 nucleotides long. RefSeq names its product ras family-domain-containing protein. The transcript is spliced from 4 exons. The record is from RefSeq and is a predicted model, not a curated record. Gene Ontology annotation, biological process: signal transduction. Gene Ontology annotation, molecular function: GTPase activity; GDP binding; GTP binding. Bases 1 to 639 code for a protein of 212 amino acids. Gene Ontology annotation, cellular component: plasma membrane. NCBI's taxonomy places the organism in Eukaryota, Fungi, Mucoromycota, Mucoromycetes, Mucorales, Choanephoraceae.